GUACAAUCAGCAAAAUCCGCCACAUUAGUUACCCACCCCAACCCGUGACCCAAGUACCCAACCCUUCCACUCCACCCUAAUUCCUCAACUUCCUCCUCUUCCUCCGCCCUCGCCGCCGCCGGGUCCUCGCCGCUGUCGUCGCCGACGACUCCUCCAUCUCAUCCGGCCCUACAUCCGUGCUGGAAUGGCGGAUUCUGAUUUGAUGCUGGUUCUACAUUUAGCUAGUGGAGAGGUCUAGGGGAGAGCUGGUGAGGUUGUACUGGCGUGCAAUUAUUGGGAUUGUUGGGGGCAGUUAGCGUUUGGAUGUGGUGGGAAUGGAGGCGAGAAUGAAGAAGUACAGGACGAAGAGUCCGGAUCAGUCCAAAGAGUGGACGGAGAGGUUGCCUAAGUACCACCAGCAACAUCGCAAGGUUGUCAUCGUUUUCUAUCUCUGCCGGAAUCGCCAGCUCGAGCAUCCUCAUUUCAUUGAAGUCCCUCUCUCAUCGCCAGACGGCCUAUACCUCAGAGAUCUGCGUCUGCAUCUCUCAUUUUCGGUGUUGUCUUCGCUCCCUUUGCUUUGAAAAUUGAUGAGCUUUUGUGUGUUGUGCAGAUUUAAUUGAGAAGCUUAACGUGUUGAGAGGCAGAGGAAUGACUUCCAUGUAGGGUCGGAUGAGUUGAUGCGCGGCGAUCGAUUAAGGUGGAGAAGGAGUCGCAGACGACGACAGCUGCGGGGACCCGGCGGCGGCGAGGGCAGAGGAAGAGGAGGAAGUUGAGUAAUUAGGGUGAAGUGGAAGGGUUGGGUACUUGGGUCACAGGUUGGGGUGGGUAACUUAUGUGGAGGGUUUUGCUGAUUGUGCGGGUCGGAUUUUAUUUUUUUAUAAUUUAAAUUGGGUGAAUCAGCAUUUCUGUUAGCUACGUCAGCAAAUAACUGACGGUGUUAACA
Molecule: messenger RNA, 922 nt
Organism: Linum trigynum
Lineage: Eukaryota; Viridiplantae; Streptophyta; Magnoliopsida; Malpighiales; Linaceae
Source: the annotation of a GenBank genome assembly